UGGAGAAAGAGGACAGUUCCGACGUUGUUGUAUGAGGAAUGAUAAAAAAAUGAACCUUUCUUACGUGAGGUCGGGUGAGGUUGCAGUUGAAACUGUUACGUUUUUGGGUCCAUUAAAGUCCUGGAAUGUUUUGGAUGACAUUGUGAUGGCAGCACAGCAUCAGAGCGCGUGAGUUUUAGCUGCAGCAUCCGCAUCCGUACACGAGCUGAGCUCUGCUGUCAUCACGAACCGAACCGAGCCGAGCAGAAUCAGGAUACAGCGAGACGACAGGAAGGGCUGUAUUCAUACAAACCACCGCCAGAAUGAGCAGCUUGUGGAUACACACGAUCUUCCUGCCGGGAUUCUUUAUGCUCUUCGUGUUUGAAGGACUCCCGGUGAUCAGCGUGGACAGUCAGAAAUCCACCGACAACAUCACCAUCAGACAGGGAGACACAGCCGUGAUCCGGUGUUAUGUGGAUGAUAAGGUGUCUAAGGUGGCCUGGUUAAACCGCUCUAACAUCAUCUUCGCCGGAGAGGAUAAGUGGUCUUUGGAUCCGCGGGUGGAGUUGGUGACUCAGGGUCAGCUGGAGUACAGUCUGAGGAUACAGAAGGUGGAUGUUUUUGACGAGGGGUCGUACACCUGCUCAAUCCAAACCAAACAACAACCCAAGACCUCGCAGGUUUAUCUUAUCGUUCAAGUUCCUCCAACCAUCUACAGGGUUUCUGAGGACAUCACUGUGAAUGAAGGCAGUAAUGUGACGCUGACUUGUUUAGCCAAUGGGAGGCCGGAUCCAUCCAUCACCUGGAGACUGCUUAACCCAUCAGCUGAGGCUCUGGACGUUGGGGAAUAUCUGGAGAUUUCUGGAAUGGUGAGGUCUCAGGCUGGACGUUAUGAAUGUAAAGCCAGUAAUGAUGUUUCCACACCGGACGUCAAAUAUGUCAAUGUGAUUGUCAACUAUCCACCGUAUAUAAAGGAUGCACGGAGCUCGGAGACUCCGGUCGGACAGUCGGGAAUUCUGCACUGUGAGGCGUCGGCCAUUCCUCAGCCUGAGUUUGAGUGGUACAGAGACGAUCGCAGAUUGUCCAGUUCUCAGAGUCUUAACAUUCAGAUCAGUGGAUCCCGGACGCUGCUGGUCGUCGCAAACGUUACAGAGGAGGAUUAUGGGAACUACACGUGUGUCGCUACCAACAGAUUGGGCAUCCACAACGCCAGUCUGUUUCUUUAUAAACCUGGUACUGGGCGGGACAUCAAUGGAUCUGACUGCAUGUGUCAAUCAUUCUGGCUCCUCCUCCUGUGUGUGUGUUUUGCUGUAUUGAAGUGUUAAUGUUCAGCGCAGACACUCGAUCAAACGUCUCAGACUGUUUCCGUUCGUUCAUCCAUGUGUCCAUCCUCGCUCACCGUUACCCAGCAGGACGACUGACUCGACUAUCAGGACAAAUCUGACACGUGUGUUUAUGAACUGAAUCUUCUUACUGUAAGUGGGUCAAAGGCUGACUGCAGUGACUCGUGUCUGUCUGGUUUCUGGAGGAAAUGUAAGUCAUUCAGCGCCUCCAUGUCAAUAACAACCGUCAAUCGUUUAAAAACGCUGAAAAUAGAUCUUUACGUCAUUCUCAAAACAAAGGUGUGAAAUAAGAAAACGGCGUAAAGAUGCAGUUCAUCAUCUGUCAGUGUUGCCGGGAGGGAAAAGACGUAAACACACAUUCACAUCAGUAUUACCACACGGUAGAUGCCAUUAUUGGUUUAUUUAGUGUUAAAUCUUUGGUUGUGAAUCUGAAUGUUUUAACAGUAUUAGCUUCACACACGGCUGAUACAUCAUAAUAAAUGCAUUAAGUGCAGAAGCCCACAUGACACGGGAAUGUGUUGUGUUUAUAUCUCAGCAAACACUCGUCUUCUUCUCAUCUUAGUCACACAUGCCUGUGCUUUUAUGAUAAAUAUUCUACAGUUUCAAAGAGGUAAAAUAACUAAACCAAUUAAAAACCCUCCCUUCACAUCACAAACCAAUCCCAUAACACAGCCCAGACACUGAACGAUGAGGUCACUAAUCACUGAACGAUGAGGUCACUACUCACAGAACGAUGAGGUCACUACUCACUGAACGAUGAGGUCACUACUCACUGAACGAUGAGGUCACUACUCACAGAACGAUGAGGUCACUACUCACUGAACGAUGAGGUCACUACUCACUGAACGAUGAGGUCACUACUCACGGAAUGAUGAGGUCACUACUCACUGAAUGAUGAGGUCACUACUCACUGAACGAUGAGGUCAUAUUCUAAGUAUGGUUCACUGUACAUUGGCAAUUGCAUCACUUCAGCUCAGAUAUUAACCUCAACAUUUCAUAAUCAAUCAAGCAGUGGGAUAUUUAUUGAAUUGUAAUCUUAACUCCUCUGAAUCUGACCAAAUAACACCACACAGUUUUCUCAUAAACGUAUAUUAACCCAAACCUCUGAAAGCCCACAGCAGAUCUUCCUCUGUGAAAUGACACCAAUGAAUGAUCUCCUUCACUUCUGUUCUCUGUAAAUAUAUCUGGCUUUUAUUUUUGUCAAAUGCCCUCAUGUGUAAAUGAAAUUUAAACCUAACUUUGGGUUCUUCAUAGUAAACAUAUAGUUAGUUAUUUACUUCCUGUAAAAAAUUGAGAUUAGGAACAUCAAGUUUUUAAUAUAAGUAAUUUACACGAUGUUUAAGAAUCUCAGUGGACAGAUUUUCAUUUGAAUCUUCUGCACUAUAGAGACUGAGAGUUUCUUUUAUGGUUAGCUAUAAUGAAUGAUAAUUGUACAGAAAUGAGACUUACUGCCAAAACAAUAUAGCCCAUCCAUCCACACACACAUCUUUCUUUUACUUUAUUGUUUGGCACACAUCAGGUGCGUCUUUUUCAACCAAUCAGCUUUCAGCGCGUGAGAUCCGAUGCCUUGAUUGGUCUGAUGUGUGUUUGCGUCAGGUCAGGAUUUAAAGGGCUAGUCGUGCGUCUUCUGUACCGCAGAGAAGCUCAGAUCUGCCCUCAACACAAACAUUUGGGUUUUAUUUCGUCUCUGAGCUCCACGUGAAGAUCUCGCUGCAGUGUCUCUCUGUGGGUUUAAUAAAACACUGAAGUGAAGAUCGGUCAACUUUAAUUUGAAAACAUGUGUUGUGUGUUAAGUGAAUGUGUUUUUGUCUAUAUGCUCUGAAACACGCCAGGCUUUCAUGACGAAAGUUUUACAUCCUCAUUAAAAGCAAUGAACAUUUUCUAAUUGUGUUUAUUUACUCUAAAGUUAUCGCAGAGGAUUUUUAAACGCUUCUGCGCUGUCAAGCACUCAAGACUUGUUUAAAAUGGAAAUAAAGUCAUUUGAAUGAAUUAAUGUAUUUGAUUCCUGGAGAGAAAACAAUGAUUCUGAAUUGUGUUAAUCAUGUAAUAACAUGCAAAUAAAGAAAUAUAAAGAUU
Paramisgurnus dabryanus is the source of this 3398-nucleotide messenger RNA. RefSeq names its product limbic system associated membrane protein (gene lsamp). The record is from RefSeq and is a predicted model, not a curated record. NCBI's taxonomy places the organism in Eukaryota, Metazoa, Chordata, Actinopteri, Cypriniformes, Cobitidae.